GAGUAUAUAUACAUCCCAAAGAGCCUGGUGCUCUAACACACAGCUGGACUACUGGCUGCUGGACUCAACUCCAUUGGAUAUUUUGCCAGAAAGCCGGCUCCAGCGUUGUCUCUGGCUGCUGUGGAGAAGAACCAGUGUGAUUCAGGAGUAGAUUGUCGUGCGACUGAGGCUCCCAGGAUGACCACCUCUGGGGUGGAUUGGCUGUUUAAGAACAAGGACAAGGUGGAGCGAGCGGUGGAGUUCAUGGGCAAGGGUUGUGAGGUCCUGGCCUCCACCGUGGGCCAGCUCCACCCCAUCCUGGAGGCCGUGUUCAUGACCUCCGCCGAGAUCCUCAGCAACCCCGAGGGCAAGGAGGCCCGCUACCUGACAGAGCAGUUUGAGCAGGUCAACCUGAAGCUGGAGGGGCUGCAGGCCGAGCAGGAGCAGAUCGCCCGCGAGGGCGUGAGAUCAUCCAUGAACAAGCAGAACUUCGAUCGCGAGGCCCAGAUGCUCAGCCAGUACGAGAAGUUCCAGGAGUUCAUCAACGCCAAGCCCAAGUUCAAAGCCAAGAAGAAGGAGAAGUUCCUCAGCCACUACGAGAACACCGACAGGGACCUCAACCUGGACGCCCUCUACAACGCCGUCAUAGGCAAGGACAGCAUGCUGGAUAAAGUGCUCUACGUCGAGGCCAGAGGCCGGCGGGCGGUGGAGGGAUUCUGCGCGAGCCUCAAGAAGCUCUUUGUCGUGGGGAUCUUUGCCGUCAUGGGCUACGCCGCCCUGAAGGAGGGCGAGAUCGACCAGGAGAUGCUGAAGAAGUGGCAGGACCGCAUGGAGAGGGUAAAGAUCCUGAUGAAGGCGGCCGUGGACGACUGCACCCAGAACUUUGCCGAGCAGGCCAAAGCCGACACGGAGGACGAGCUCCGGGACAAGACGGGCAGCCUGAGCGGGGACUUCAUCAAGCCCAUCCUGGCGUCCCUGGUGAAGAAGUACGACUGGGUGAGCUGGUCCGUCCGCGUGCUGCGGGCCGAGGAGUGGUUCCUGUACGACUGGAUAGUGGGCAAGAAGUUCAGCGGCUGGGCCGGAGGGGAGAACUAUUUCGAGGCGUCGACCAAGAACAAGUUCAUGGUGGAGGUGUCCUUCUGCGUGGAGCCGGUGAUCCUCGACCAGACCCACAUCCGGAAGGCCAUCGAGGGCCAGAGGAUGAAGAAAAACAUGGUGGACGUGGCCGCCACUCUGAGCGGGAACGUUCCGGACUGUCUGGUGCACGCCGUCCACCCUCGGAAGGAUGUGGUGGAGAACAACAACUUCAAGCCUGAGUGCUACUACUUUGUCAAACACGAAAGUGCCUACAUCUGCAUUCACCCCCUGUAGCUUCACACCAGGCCCCUCUGGGUCUCUCACUGCCAAUUUGUCUUGAGAAAAGAAAAGCUUCAAAUUCAAUUAUUCAUUAUUUUUUUGUACAAUGGGUGUCUUUAUUCAAACGUCGAUGAUGUUGAAAAUUUGCCUUCUCUGGGAUAGGAGAUUUAUGUCAGUUAUUUCUUUGUGGGCCAAUCUUUGGGGUGUUAAUAUCUAGCUUUGAACACAUGCAACUCUUUAUCAAUAUGUCCUUUGCACAUAUAAACAAAAUAACGAAUGAAUGGGGAUCCAUUUCAUCUGCCAAAAUCAAGAGAUACUAUAUGACUAUCUGUGUUUUAUUUUCAUUGCAAUAAAUGUAAAACAUUGAAUGUGUCGGUGAUUAUCUUUCUUUGGCUCCUGGGUUCAUAAAAUGCAAGCCUCAACCAGUAGACGUCUCGAAAUGACCCAGUCCUACUUAUUUACAAUGUAAUGACACAUUUAGACUCACUUAUUGAUGUGAAUAACAUCCGCUCUCGCCAGAGAGGAGCACCAGCGCCAGGACGCUCUCGCCAGAGAAGAACACCUGCAACAAGAAGCCCGUGGUGACAAAGAGCGUCGGGAGCGUCAAGCCCAGGCUACCGCAGAGGCACUACAACGGGUGGCCACACAGAACCUAGAACUCGCUAAGCUAGCUCUCUCUCGCCAACCAGAGUGCACUAUCACCGGCCCGAUAUCACGAACACCCACCAAUGCUAGCCCCCCUAAUCCAAGCAGGAGGGAUUCAUUUAUCAUUUUAAUAUUUUUUCUAUUGAAAUACAGUGAUUGUUGCUUUAUUAGUAUCAAUAAAAUCUAUUAGUUGUAAUUUGCUAAUU
This is a messenger RNA of Gadus chalcogrammus (walleye pollock), 2186 nucleotides long. RefSeq lists its product as uncharacterized. The record is from RefSeq and is a predicted model, not a curated record. The transcript is spliced from 2 exons. NCBI's taxonomy places the organism in Eukaryota, Metazoa, Chordata, Actinopteri, Gadiformes, Gadidae. Bases 178 to 1350 code for a protein of 390 amino acids.